UUUGGUAUAUCCAAAUCUCUUGCGAAAGCCUGUAGCUGAUUUAUCCUCCAGCUUCAAACCCCUGGGCAGCAGAACAGCCGAGCCCUACAGCUGUAUUCAGGGUUUUUUGGAAAGGAAAAUUAAGAUGAAAGCCUGCAGUCCUUUUGCUGUUGUCAUCCUGGCUUGGACUUUCAGCCAUGGUUGUACAGGGAUGAACCAUGGGUCUACGCAAAGAAGAGGCUCAGGACAUGAAAUCUUUCACCACAGAGUGUUUACGGAGGAUGACCAGCUAUGUUCGUUUCCAUUUCGGUAUGGUGGAAGGAUGUACCAUGCAUGUAUAUCAAAUCUAUUUUCUCAAAAGAAAUGGUGUUCAACCACACAUAACUAUGAUCGUGACAGGAAGUGGGGUUAUUGUGCUUCUGCAUCCAAAGACCAUGUAGAUUUCUCAGAUUAUUGUGCAAAGAGCCCAUGCAAAAAUGGAGGGACCUGUUCCGUUGCCUAUGAUCAUAGUUCUUAUCACUGCGCAUGUCCUGAGGCAUUCACAGGAAAAGACUGCGAAAUUGGGAAGUGUUUUGAUGACAGUCGCUAUGAGUACUUUGACACUGGCGAAAGUUGGGCAAGAAUCCAUAAAGGAGUAGUGGAAGAAUGCAUGUGUGUGAACAGCCGAAUUGAAUGCCAAAACACACGCUACACAAGUUGCACCAGUAAUCCCUGCCUCCAUGACAGUGCCUGUAGAAUGAUUGCCUUCACUGGGAAAACUAUAUGUGGUUGUAAAGAAAACUUUGUAGGAAAAUAUUGCAAUAUUGUUCCUGUCUUGCUACAUUCCACCAAAAUCAAGGGAACAUCAGCAGAUACUUGUCCCUAGCCAACGAUGUUACCGUGGCAAUGGUACAGAGUACAGAGGGGUUGUGAAGACGACUGUUUCUGGACACAGUUGCGUACCCUGGAAUUCCGAUUUGCUUUACCAAGAACUUCACGUUGACAGUGUUGAAAAA
Molecule: messenger RNA, 974 nt
Organism: Dermochelys coriacea (leatherback sea turtle)
Lineage: Eukaryota; Metazoa; Chordata; Testudines; Dermochelyidae
Gene: HGFAC
Product: HGF activator
Exons: 9
Coding region: 125-844 (239 amino acids)
Cellular component (GO): extracellular region
Source: RefSeq, a predicted model, not a curated record